Molecule: messenger RNA, 2784 nt
Organism: Monosiga brevicollis MX1
Lineage: Eukaryota; Choanoflagellata; Craspedida; Salpingoecidae
Exons: 9
Coding region: 1-2784 (927 amino acids)
Source: RefSeq, a predicted model, not a curated record
AUGGUGCGUCGCACGGACACGGUUGCCCUUGAACUUGCCGCCACAGGAAAUAGGCUGGAAAGGUUGUGGGAAUUUUCCAACCCUGAGCCCGGUAUUGAUGGGCUGCGGUGGCUAGGUUUCGUUAUUAAGGAGAACUUGUUGACAGAUGUUGAGCUACAGCCGGCAUGUGAUGCGAUCGACGAGAACUUGUGUGAGCAGGAGGGGUUCUCUUCGCGCCUCACAGCCCUGGAACGCCAAUUCCCUCAUGCCUCUGUGCUCCUGCACACCGAGGGCAUACUGCAUCCCAACAUCCAACAGCUGUGGGCCAAUCCAAAGUUGCUUGACAUUGCCCAGCAAGUGCUGGGGGGUGACUUUGCUGCACACCCCGUGUGGAACCUUCGAUGCAAGGUCGUACGGGGUGGACAUCGUACGGGGCUGGCCGGGCAGCACACCUGCUGUGUUGGAGGUACCUGGUACAUUGACCUGCCGGAAGAACAGAUGACGUCCGUACUACAAUGCGAUUUGGACGCGGACGUGGUCACGUGUGAGGUGGCCAAGGGCUCAGUCCUGCUGCUCAACAACUUGGUGCCUCACCGUUCACUCAACAAUCUAUCCGAUCACAUCCGUUGGAGCUUUGACCUGCGCUGGCAGCAGACCGGACUUCCCAAUGGAUUUUACGGCAUCAAGGAGAGCUUGCCAAUGCGGGCCGAUGGCAAUCGAGCAUAUCCAAUUGCGUGGGAUGGCUGGGCUCAACAGGAUCGGCAGGUAGCGCAGCGCGCGCAGGUGGGCCCAAAUGCCCGUGAGGCCAUCGCUGAAGUGACAGACAAUCUUGAAACCACAGUCGUCGGUCCCUGGAUGAACCGCUAUGACCAUCAAGCAUAUGCUUUUACAACCGAGCUGGUGUAUGGAGAAUCCUUUGAAAGUUUCAACCUGCCCUCGGCGGCGCCGGCCAUGCGAGCGUUUGCAGACCUCGACAAGACGGUGGCCGAUCCUCGCGGCAUCAACAACGGCAAUCAGACGCUCUACUGGUUUCAAGUGCAAGGAACCUCGGAUCAGUUGCUCAACAUCACUGACCAUCCGUUCAAUGGGCUGCAAGCUCUACGCCUGCACGCCAGCAACACGUCUGGCCCCGUGGCCAUUAGUAACCGUGGUUUCAAGGGCCAGGGCCUUGACCUCAAGGCCAACCACGACUAUGAGGGCCUGGUAUAUGCUCGUGCCAGCGUACCCACCCUGGUCUCCGUGAGCCUUGAGGACUUUCACGCAGGCCGUGUGCUGGCCCUGGCCACCCUCAGUAUACAGGGCACUGGCAACUGGGAAGCCUUGGCCUUUCGGCUCGUCAGCAACAGCGAUACAGCGUGCUUUGAUUACCCAUGGGGCCAGCCUCCCCUCUACUGCUACCCGGGUCUCCAAGACCGCAUCGGGCAUGCGUGCUGGCAAUGCGGAGGCCAGCUUGUCUUUCGUUUGCUCCAGGGCCAGGUCGACUUGGAUAUGGCAUCCCUUCAACCGGGCUCUUGGGGCCGGUUUGCACCUGAGCAGCGCGUGCGCCGUGAUAUUGUCGAGCACCUUUUGGCCAUGGGCGUCGACGGCAUUCGCUUGGGGGGCACUUAUGUCAAGACCGACGUGGCUUUGGCCAACAGCAGUGAGAUUGGCUACUACUGGAAGGCUCUGCGCGGCGCCCCGAGCUCUCGCCCACCCAUUGUGCAGAUGGGUUCGGGCAUCUCCAAUUUUUGGAAUCCGCAGCUACGCUCCGCCGUCUUUGGGCCAUUUGAGCUGCUCAACCUUACAGAGCAGCUUAACAUGACCGCUACCAUCACGCUCAAUCAUCUUGAGUCGGCAGCAGAUCUUGCUGACCUGGUAUCGUACAUGUUCGCCACCAAUGCCUCGGAUGCGAUGGCCCAGCUGCGACAGCAAGAUGGCCACCCCGAACCCUAUAAUCUGGACAAAUUUUUUGAACUCGGAAACGAGAUUUUAAACACCAAUUACGUGUCCCAAGUGGCAGAGAUGGAGGGUCGAGCCAAGAGCUUGAAUCUGGGCAAAAAGCUGCGAUACGCUUGCCCAUGGGAGUGCCUCAACGAUAUUUUUAGAAAUGGAGCCAAGCAAUAUGGUGCACAGGUGUACCUUGAUCGGCACGAUGCCGACGAUCCACAAGCCUCGACCUUCGAUCCCAUUAUUGCUCAAUGGGAAGCGGAAGGCAUUGACGCCCGCUUUACAAUUUGGGAAACCAAUACGGGCACCUUGCACGACAUGCGCCGUGCCUUGCAGGAGGCCCAGGACAUGAACCAGUAUGAGCGGCGUGGAUCGGCGAGCCUUCGCCUGGACAGCCGCACAGCCUCGUUUUGCGUUGAAGCUUCAGGCCACGACGAUCUGUGGGCCGAUCAGCAUGGCGACCAGGGCCUCAUCUUUUUUGCUCCGAAUCAAACCUGGGCUCAACCACCGUACCACGUUCAUGCCAUGAUUCAAGACACGGCCUUGCCCUGGGUUUUGAGUGUACCGGACCCGUCCUCGACCGGGAUUGACCUUGCCGCGUUGGUGAGCGAUGACAAAAGACAGGUCACAACCAGGCUGGUAAACUUCGAGGCUACACCAUUGAGUGUAGUGCUGGAUGUGCGCGGACACACUGGUCAACGAGUGCAAGCGGAGACACGUCAGCUGUCCGCGCCUAGCGGAGACCUCGACGCAGCUAACCCUGCGUGGCAGCCUGAUUUGAUCACACCCAAGCUCGAUGUUGUUUCCAUCGUGCUCGGGCAAGAUGUGUGGGAAAUCCCGCCUUUCUCUUUCAUGACCAUCACCUUUCAUCUAGAAUGA